Andrographis paniculata is the source of this 1323-nucleotide messenger RNA. RefSeq names its product chaperone protein dnaJ 50. The coding region runs from base 92 to 1000 and encodes 302 amino acids. Gene Ontology annotation, cellular component: endoplasmic reticulum membrane. NCBI's taxonomy places the organism in Eukaryota, Viridiplantae, Streptophyta, Magnoliopsida, Lamiales, Acanthaceae. The record is from RefSeq and is a predicted model, not a curated record. The transcript is spliced from 10 exons. Gene Ontology annotation, biological process: protein folding.
UCUACCUCCUUUCUUCCGCCGUUCAGUUGACAACUGACGAAUCUGAAAUUCCCCCAAUUCUGAGAGGAGAGGAGAUCCUGCCUGCGCCGCUAUGGAGGCGGAGCCAUCAGCUGCGAUACGCUGGUGCGCCCCAACUUUUGUACUCGUGCUCUUCCUCCUCAUUAACCCGGCCUUCUCGAUCUACUGCGACGAGGAUGACUGCUACGAUCUAUUGGGGGUUUCUCAAAGUGCCAAUGCCUCCGAGAUAAAAAAAGCAUACUACAAGCUGUCCCUUAAAUAUCACCCAGAUAAAAAUCCCGAUCCAGAAUCAAGAAAGCUGUUUGUGAAGAUAGCAAAUGCCUACGAGAUUUUGAAAGAUGAUGCCACUAGAGAGCAGUAUGAUUAUGCAAUUGCACAUCCUGAAGAGGUAUUCUACAACACAGCAAGAUACUACCAUGCAUACUAUGGUCAUAAAACAGACACUCGUGCUGUCUUUGUCGGUCUUCUUCUGGUGCUCUCAGGAUUUCAGUAUCUAAACGGGUGGACAAGGUAUAAUCAGGCAGUUGACAUGGUGAAAAAGACUCCAGCUUACAAAAACAAACUAAAGGCGUUGGAACUAGAACGCACUGGGGGGGUUAUAAAUAAGAAGAAGGGCAACAAGCAGAUAAAUAAGAAAAUGGAGGAAGAUCUUAGCAAGGAUCUUGAGCUGCAGAUUAAGGGAGCUGAAAAGCCAUCUGUUUGGGAACUCAUUGGAGUUCGUUUCAUUUUACUGCCUUACACUAUCAUAAAGCUAUUGUUGUGGUAUACAUUCUGGUUCUGGAGGUACAAUGUGAAAAAGGCACCUUAUUCUUUGGAGGAUGCUUCCUAUCUAACAAGACGAUCCCUUGGAAUAUCUCUUGAUUCAUGGAGAAGCAUAGAUGACCCAACAAAGGAAGAUCUGGUUCAAAGACGUCUAUGGAAAAGAGCCAACUUGGAGGCGUAUCUAGCAGAGGUGCGCAAAGAAUACAAGCGUAGGAGAUAGAGGAAGUUAGCCGAGAGGGCAAUGUCUGUGUGUUGUUGGUAGAAUCCAAUUUUGCAGGAAUUUAUCAUUUAUGUUUGGUCUGAUCGGUGUUAGCUCCAUGUAUAACAGAAGCAUAAUCACUCACACCUAUACACACAAAAGGCACAAAAGCAGGACCCCUUUCCUUUAUUCUAUCUUGAUAAGAUUAAUCAAGAACCACCUCAAUUACAUCUUGGGUUCAAUUGUGAGACUGUAAUACAGCAUAUAAACACGGUGACUAUUUUCGGGGGUUUUGUAUAUUCAUUACUUUAUUUUUUGAAUCAAAUGAAAUAUACUGACAAAAA